AUGUCAAAGGGAGAGGAUUUGGACGCUUUAGGGUAAAAAACUAAAUAUUUUAUAGAACGUUUUUGAUUGAUGAGAAUUUUUCAGUCCAUGAACAGGCCGGGCUCGGAAGAAAAAAAAAAUACGAGUUCACCCUGGUUAACAUCUGGAACAGUAACCAAAAGUUCAUAUAGGUUCGACUUUUGUUGGAAUUACUGAGAUCUCUUUUAUCUCAGCGAGAUCUCAGUUAUCUCGUCCGAGAUCUCGCUGCGACAUUACAAAUCAGUCUCGUAGAGGUCUCGGCGAGAUCUUUUCGCCAUCACAAAUCUCGCCGAGAUCGGAUUUAUGUUUUUUUUUUAUUCUGAGCCGCCUAUGUCACUCCAAAAAAAAAAAUCCUGGCUCAUGUAUGUACCACAAGGCUGAAAAAUCACCAUCACAUCUGAAUCAUUUAGAUUCAUGUUCACGAUUCAUAUUUAUUUCCCUUUGUUUUUGGGUAUGGUAAUGUAUGAUAGUGAGUUUAAAACAAAAGAAAAUAAAAUCUAAACCAAGGAUAAAAUUGAACCACAACGUACAUAGUCAGCCUUAUGUUUUUUUUUUUGUUUAGUCUCUGCAAGACAAGCGGUACGGAAAUUCAGAGGAAAGACAUCAGUUUCUUACUCAGCAAGACGAAAGACGCAUUCGCCGUUCGAAAAGCAAUGGCGCCAUGUUCAAAGCUAAUUUUUAGAAAGUACAUUGUACCUAUAGGUUUCAUUAUUAUAAAUGUUCAUAAAAAUUGACACAGUUGUAAUCUUGUGCUGAUUAAAAUCACUCAUUUUGAAAAAACAAACAAUGGUGAGGAUAUGUGUAUCAUGUAUCACGAAACAUCCAGCGUUGUUUUACUUUAUGAGACUACGCGCUCCCCAAGGAAAUAGGACAAGAGCGACUGUGCCAGACUGAUAUUAAGAAUCUGUUAAGUUAUUAAUAUGAGAAUUUUUCAGAUUAGUUGCAAAUUUUCAGUGAAACUUGAGCAAGGUUAUCAUCUGAUGAGCGAAAUUGCUAUGAAGUUAUCAGCCGAGCAAAACGAUGUAGCCUGCGAGAAGCGAUCAGAAGCGAUCCGCGAGAGCACACUCGAGGGAGCGUCUCCUUUCGCUUGCGGCUCUCAG
Molecule: messenger RNA, 1118 nt
Organism: Porites lobata
Lineage: Eukaryota; Metazoa; Cnidaria; Anthozoa; Scleractinia; Poritidae
Source: the annotation of a GenBank genome assembly